AUGGAAGAGGAUGCUCCAAGCAAGGAGGAAGAAUUCAGCACUGGUCCACUUUCUGUUCUUAUGAUGAGUGUGAAGAAUAACACCCAGGUGCUGAUAAACUGCAGGAACAACAAGAAGCUUCUUGGGCGUGUGAGGGCAUUUGACCGUCACUGCAACAUGGUCUUGGAAAACGUCAGGGAGAUGUGGACUGAGGUGCCGAAAACAGGGAAGGGCAAGAAGAAGGCACAGCCAGUGAACAAAGACAGGUUCAUCAGUAAAAUGUUUCUGCGUGGUGAUUCAGUCAUCAUUGUGCUCAGGAACCCUAAGUGA
Molecule: messenger RNA, 309 nt
Organism: Linum trigynum
Lineage: Eukaryota; Viridiplantae; Streptophyta; Magnoliopsida; Malpighiales; Linaceae
Source: the annotation of a GenBank genome assembly